Molecule: messenger RNA, 3336 nt
Organism: Apiotrichum porosum
Lineage: Eukaryota; Fungi; Basidiomycota; Tremellomycetes; Trichosporonales; Trichosporonaceae
Exons: 16
Coding region: 1-3336 (1111 amino acids)
Source: RefSeq, a predicted model, not a curated record
AUGGCGAAGGAAGAAGCAAAGGCAGAGACGCCCUCGUCGAGUGCCGACUCUGGCAUCCAAGUGGCCGACAAGAAGGGCCAUGGUUUCAUUCCAGUGUGGCUCAAGGAGGCGCUCCAUAACAAGCGACAAUGGAAGAACUGGUUCCGAAGCAUGGUGACCACCUUGGCAAUGAUGGUGCUCAUGCUCGAUUCUACCACACUCAAGGCUCUCGGUGCCGCAGCCUUCUUCGGCCUCAUUGCUUCGCAGAUGCUGCCACCCUCGAUGCCGCUCAGUAUUUACUUCUUUGCCAUCGUCACCAUGGGCCUAGGCAUGUUGAUUGGCUGGGCGUGGGGUUGUGCCGCCUGGGCUAGCGCUUUGACUGUCAGGAGCGCGUCUCGACUCGCUCAGCAACAACAGACUGCUGCCGCUGGAUAUGACCCGAACGUCUCAACAGCUCUCCAGUAUCAAGCAAGCAUGUUUGAGGGCGCCUUCCUGGACCCUGCCUCGUCAGCGGUGUUUGGUGUCUUCCUCUUUCUCGGCGCGUACGCCUUUGGAUGGCUGCGUGCAAAGAACCCCAAGAUGACACUUGUUUCCAUCUUUGCAACUAUUAUUCUGGACCUCAUGUGCAGCUUUGGGCCCUUGAUCCCCCUCAAGCAGUUCACCAUUGCCGAACAAUUGUUAAAGCCGGCGGCAGUGUUCAUGGCCUGCGGAGUGGUGGCCACGAUUGUCUUCUUCCCUCAAUCUCUCAACCACCUGCUGCUCAGCUCACUGGUGCACAAGGCUCUUAACCCCUUGCAGCAGCUUCUUGCUCUGCAAGACGACAUCCUUGCCACCAAGCCUUCCGACCACGAAAGGUGGAGCGCACUGGCCCAAAACUGCUACGACUUGCGAGCCGAGUUUGUCGAGGCACAGUCAGGUCUCGAUGGUCAGGCCAAGAUGCUCCAGCUUGAGGUCACUCGUGGACGUAUAUCUCCGGGACAGCUGGGCGAGCUCGUCGCUCGUACCCGUGAACUCGGUGCCCGUGCGUUCGGUCUUGCAUCGUUUGUUCUAAUGGUCGAGGAGCGGCACCAGGGCAUGAAAAUGUUCAAUGAAAAGCCUCUCCCCCACCAUACCAGCACCACAAGGGCUGUUGUCGAACACACCAACCAGCAUGAGAAGGCGUCGCGCCGCGCUCUCGAGGACCUCAUGCCAGAGCUCGACGAGUCGACCCGCGAGCUUCGCCAGGCGGCCAAGGCUGGUCUGGAGAGCGUGUCUCAGUAUCUCGACAUGAUCAACAACCAUCGCUGGAAGAGAACCCCGAAGGACGCCCCCACUAUCGAGUCUCGCCAGGAGACGCUCAAGAACCUCGAGGAUGCUCUUGAAGAGUACCGCAAGAGCAAGCACUUUAACAUUCUGAACGGCUUCCAGGACCUCUUUGACCCCGUCACCGGCAAGCUCAAGCCCACGACUGAAAAGUACCUCGCUAGCCAGGUCCGCGGUCUCUUUCGCUGCUUCACCUUCACUUCGGGUCUCAUCAGCUUCUCCAAGUGUCUCGUCGAGUACAUCCAGUUUGUCCUCGAGCUCGAACAUGGCAACCCCAAGAACAAACUUCAGUUCCCCGGCAAGUUUGUCGCCGCCGCCGUCGAAAAUGUCACCGACUCGACCCAGGACUCUGCCCAGUUUGACUAUUCGGUCCAGGACGACCUCGCCGAUAACGGUUCCCAGGAGGACGAUUCCCGAACCAUCAAGGAUGAGGACCUGCCAAAGGGUGCGCGCAAGAAGAAGACUUACAGGCGCGACCCCGACGCUUGUGCUCCGACCAACCGCUUUCAAAAAGUGGGCCGCGCGAUUAUGCAUAUUGGCAGGGGACUGUCUGGCCCCAACGGCAUCUAUGCGUUCAAGUACGGUUUCAUCUCGAUUGCCCUUUGGAUUCCAGCCGUUACCCACCACAGCGCAAAGUUCUGUUAUGAGAACCGUGGUCUCUGGGCUCUUAUCAUGGCUCAAACGGGCAUGGGCAUCUAUGCCGGUGAAAGCAUCUACAACUUUGUGACCCGUAUGUCCGCAACUAUAAUCGGUGCCGUGCUCGGCAUGGUCGUCUGGUACAUUGGAGCCCAGAAGGGCACGGGUAACCCGUACGGUCUCGCCGCCGCAACGAUGGUCUUUAUUGGCCCAUUCUUGUUUAUUCGUCUCGCCGCUCCCAUGAAGAGCAUGAGCUUCUGGCUCAUGACUGCCGUGACCAUUGUGUUCGUGGUUGGAUACAGUUGGGUCGACGAGAACAUUGCCCAGACUGCCAACCAGGGCUCGGGCGCAACUCUCUCUGGUCGUCGUGCCCUUCUUGUCAUCAUUGGUUUCACUGGUUCAUUCGUUGUCUCGGUCUUUCCCAAGCCCACGUCGGCCAAAAAGCUCGUUCGCCAGGGCCUCUCCAAGAACAUUGCUGCCCUUGGCGAGCUGUUUGGUCUCGAGGUCACAGCCUUUGAGCGCAGCCGCGACGAAGCCGAGGCCAACGUCAAGGAGCGCCGUGAGCGAUACCGCACGCACUUCUUGGCCAUCUUUGGCCGUAUCCAGUCUCUUAAAGCGCGCAUUGGGUUUGCCAGCCUGGAGCCCAACAUCAGGGGAAGGUGGCCAAAGGAGGACUACCUCGCCCUCCUCAAGACCCAGGGCCAGAUGCUCUCAGCAUCCGCGGUCGUGUCGAGCGCCUACUCGCAACUCAACGCAGAGUGGAUCCAACGCCUCACUGAACAAAGCGAUGUGAUGAACCCGUCCUUUAUCGCCGAUUGCUUCUCACUCUUCGCUCUGCUUCGCCACUCGCUUCGCGUCGGAGCGGCUCUCCCGCCCACCAUCCCCAUCUUUGAGCGUCUCAUGUUCUACCGCACCACCGCGGAUGUCAGGACUGCCUACCACGCCAGCAGGUCGCAGAUCAACCUCAACAGCAGGUCCAACCUCAACCUGAAUGGCGGCAAUACAAACCUCGACACCGACGCGUUGUCGGGCCUCCACCUCUCAGUCCCGCAGCCGGACGGCUCUCGUGCGAGCACUCGCCCCAGCACCCCAGGCAGCGGCGCCUCGGGCUACGCCACACCUGGCUCCAUUGCGUCCUCUAUCAAUGGUGGGGACAACGAUGGUGCGUCGUUCACUGGCGACUCCCAGCUGCUCGACAUGGACAUCGCCGUCUUUGACACUUUCCGCCAUGCCCUGACUUGGCAGAACUGUCACGACGAGCAGUUCCCGAUCUUUGCCACUGCCAUCUUGGCGCUCACCCACAUUGUCUCUGGCCUCAACCAGAUGCACAGGACCAUCCUUGAUCUUGUGGGAGAAGUCGAGUUGGACGGCUUUGACUCCGCCGCCGAGCGUUGGGCUAAACAGGACGAGGAUGUGUAG